GGCGGGCGGCGCACCAUGGCCGAGGAGGCGGAGUUCUGCUUCUCCGCGCUCUAUAUAAGCGGGCAGUGGCCGCGGCUGCGCCGUGAGGCUGACCUUCAGUGUGUCGGCUUCAGCGACGACAUGGCGCCCUCCAGGAAGUUCUUCGUCGGGGGAAACUGGAAGAUGAAUGGGCGGAAGGCGAACCUGGGGGAGCUCAUCACCUGCCUGAACUCCGCCAAGGUGCCGGCCGACACGGAGGUGGUCUGUGCACCCCCCACCGCCUACAUUGACUUCGCCAGGCAGAAGCUAGAUCCCAAGAUUGCCGUGGCUGCCCAGAACUGCUACAAAGUGAUGAAUGGGGCUUUCACUGGGGAGAUCAGCCCCGGCAUGAUCAAAGACUGUGGAGCCACAUGGGUAGUCCUGGGGCACUCGGAGAGAAGACACGUCUUUGGGGAGUCAGAUGAGCUGAUUGGGCAGAAAGUGGCCCAUGCCCUGGCCGAGGGACUUGGAGUCAUCGCCUGCAUUGGGGAGAAGCUAGAUGAGAGGGAAGCUGGCAUCACUGAGAAGGUCGUUUUUGAACAAACCAAGGUCAUCGCAGAUAACGUGAAGGACUGGAGCAAGGUUGUUCUGGCCUAUGAGCCUGUGUGGGCCAUUGGUACAGGCAAGACUGCAACACCCCAGCAGGCCCAGGAAGUACACGAAAAGCUCCGGGGAUGGCUUAAGUCCAAUGUCUCUGAUGCAGUGGCUCAGUGCACCCGCAUCAUUUAUGGAGGGUCUGUGACUGGGGCAAACUGCAAGGAGCUGGCAUGCCAGCCUGACGUGGAUGGCUUCCUCGUGGGUGGUGCAUCCCUCAAGCCUGAAUUCGUGGACAUCAUCAACGCCAAACAAUAAGCCCCGAAUCCAUCUCCCUGCCCUUCCUGCUAUGCCAAGGACUGUGAAGCUCAGAAGCCCAGUAACUGCUCCUCCCUCUCCCCACCCCCACACAUGCUUCUGAUGGUAUCACCUGCCCCUUCUUGUGGCCUAAUCCAAACUGUACCUCUCCUUUACCAUGUACACCUGUAAUGGUUGGGACAAUCCCUUCUCCACUUACUCUGAUAAUUGGAACAAAAGAUGUCACCAAGAUGGCCUCUCCUUAGGAGGUAGAAGGGUGGGGUUUGCUCAUAGGCCCCUCUGUCCCCACUGAAGGCAGGAAAGAGAAGCCGUCCUCCUCUCCCAUCUCGUACUUGAGGCCACGGGCUGGGAAAGAGCCCUGUCCGCCCUGGUGCCAACGCCUGUGUGUUGUGUAUGAGCAGUCCCACUUGGGGGUGGGAAUAAACAUCUGGCAUUAA
Messenger RNA from Myotis daubentonii (Daubenton's bat), 1307 nucleotides. It is a transcript of the gene TPI1, whose product is annotated as triosephosphate isomerase 1. Gene Ontology annotation, biological process: gluconeogenesis; glycolytic process; glycerol catabolic process. The record is from RefSeq and is a predicted model, not a curated record. Gene Ontology annotation, molecular function: triose-phosphate isomerase activity. Gene Ontology annotation, cellular component: cytosol. NCBI's taxonomy places the organism in Eukaryota, Metazoa, Chordata, Mammalia, Chiroptera, Vespertilionidae.